Nematolebias whitei (Rio pearlfish) is the source of this 639-nucleotide messenger RNA. RefSeq names its product adenylate cyclase activating polypeptide 1b (gene adcyap1b). NCBI's taxonomy places the organism in Eukaryota, Metazoa, Chordata, Actinopteri, Cyprinodontiformes, Rivulidae. The transcript has 4 exons. Gene Ontology annotation, biological process: positive regulation of ERK1 and ERK2 cascade; neuropeptide signaling pathway; adenylate cyclase-activating G protein-coupled receptor signaling pathway. Gene Ontology annotation, cellular component: perikaryon; neuron projection; extracellular region. The coding region runs from base 292 to 639 and encodes 115 amino acids. The record is from RefSeq and is a predicted model, not a curated record. Gene Ontology annotation, molecular function: peptide hormone receptor binding; neuropeptide hormone activity; pituitary adenylate cyclase activating polypeptide activity.
UCGUCGGUGGCAGCGCAGGACAAAAAGUUUGGAGCAGCGAUAUGUAAACGGACAUCCAGCAACGCACUUUGACUUUUUAUAUUUGGUCCCCCUCCCCACCCCCCACCUCCACCCUGCGGGCGCUGGAGUCCUCUUAAACCGUGUCCCCACUAAAGAGACAAGUGAGUCAGGCUGCGCUGAGGGGAACAUAAGGAGACGUGAGGAGCUUCAGCCAGGAGAGGAGAGGAAAAUCUCACCGCGCCCGGAUCACAGCCUGCAGCACCGCGCGCUCCCUGCACUCCUGCUUUUAGCAUGGCCAGUUCGAGUAAAGCGACUUUAAUCUUGCUCAUCUACGGAAUCUUAAUGCACUACAGCGUCUUCUGCACACCUAUUGGACUAAGUUACCCUAAGAUUAGACUUGAAAACGACGCCUUCGAUGAAGAUGGGAACUCUCUGUCCGAUAUGGGCUUUGAUGGAGACCAGAUUGCUAUACGAAGCCCCCCAUCCUUAAACGACGACGCGUACACUCUAUACUACCCACCGGACAAAAGAGCAGAAAGGCAUGCUGAGGAAGAAUUAGAUAGAGCCUUGAGGGAGAUCCUGGGUCAGUUAACAGCAAGACAUUAUCUGCAUUCUCUGAUGACUGUGCGUGCAGGGUAA